UGUCAGCCAUUAAUGCCCGUCUGUGUACAUGUAAACUGCCAGUCAUUCUUGAAUUGAGGAAUUUUGAUAUCUUGAUUUGAUUAGUUUCGUACAGUGGAUCGUAGUGGGUGGGCGGGUCAGUGUGGUGAAUUUAAUUGAACUACACAGUUAAUCAAAAUAAUGGGAGCGGUACGAAUAAUUAACGACGAUCGUCAUUUCAACGGCGAGUUGACAAAUGCCGGGCAAAAACUCGUCGUCGUAGAUUUCACAGCGAGUUGGUGCGGACCUUGUCAGAGAAUCGCCCCGAUAUUCGAGCAACUGUCCCUCAAGUAUCCCAAGGCGGUGUUUCUGAAGGUGGACGUGGACAAAUGCGCGGAUACCGCCUCGAUGCAGGACGUCAGCGCGAUGCCCACCUUUAUCUUCUACCGCAAGCGUGCAAGAUUGGGCCACUGCCAAGGUGCGGAUCCAGUGGGAUUGGAAUCCAAGAUCCAGCAGUUCUAUGGCAGCGGUGAUGCCGACGACGCAGACGACUCGGUCGCAGAUUCCCUACCCGGCCAUAUGGAUUUGUCCAGUUUCAUAAUGAAACAACAGUGCGAGUGUUUAAACGAAUCGGAUUAUCACACUUUUCCUCAGUGUUUGAAUUCGGACAGUGGGUAUCUUCAGAGCGACGAGGACGAGCAGUUGAUAAUGUCCAUCGCAUUCUCGCAGCCCGUUAAGAUUCACUCACUUAAGGUCAAGGCACCCACGGAAAAUGGACCGAAAAAUAUGAAACUAUUUAUCAACCAGCCCAGAACGAUUGAUUUUGAAAUGGCAAGCUCCAAUACGAGCAUUCAAGACCUAACAUUGUCAUCUAAGGACCUUGAAGAGGGAAAUCCGAUACCUCUGCGCUAUGUCAAAUUCCAGAAUGUGCAAAAUCUUCAAAUAUUUGUGGCAGACAAUCAAAACGGCUCAGAAACAACGAGAAUCGAUCAUCUAGUCGUAAUCGGCUCACCAAUCUCGACUACGAACAUGGGAGAAUUCAAGAGAGUGUCUGGCAAGAAGGGAGAGAGCCAUUGAAUGACUUUUCUGCAACAAUUGCUUUCCAUUUACACACGAGUGAAACUGAGUCUGAAGUGAGCCGAGUAUUUUAUACUCAGAUUAAUGUCAUCACUACUUGCUUACUUUAAAAAGUUAUCCCAUGUCAAUACAGAUUCGUAACCUCACUCUGAAAUAAGUUUACGAGACUCACUAAAGUACACGAUCUCGAUCUUGUGCAGAUUAUAGGUAAAAACUCAGUUGAAUCUUACUUGUCAGAAUGCAAAAGGAACGCGCAUUCAACUGAGUUAUGACGUCAUAAGUGAGAAUUAUCUGAGAAUCGGUGUAAAUGGAAAAUGACUAUUAAUAUACCGGAUAUUACAUCAGGAAUUUCAAUUUGCCUACUAACAUUCCCCAUUGUUUUUUUUUUGGCAUGGAAGAAAAGAGGAAAAAAAACAGCUGUAACAAGACUUAAAACAA
Mycetomoellerius zeteki is the source of this 1473-nucleotide messenger RNA. RefSeq names its product Thioredoxin-like (gene Txl). Lineage: Eukaryota; Metazoa; Arthropoda; Insecta; Hymenoptera; Formicidae. The record is from RefSeq and is a predicted model, not a curated record. The coding region runs from base 160 to 1035 and encodes 291 amino acids. The transcript has 4 exons.